UCAGGUCUCUGUUGUUGUUUGGUUUUGUUGAGUAAGGCAGGGUAGUGUGUAAUAUACAUCCAAUCAAUAUCUUUCCAGGAGACAAGCCAUGCUCGAGUGGAGAAGCUCGGUAGUUCAGCAGUGCUAAAUAGAGAUCUGAUGCACUGUCGGCUGCUUUCUUGAGUUGUUUGACAAUGUGUACUUCCCUUCUCUGCUUUCCCAUUUGACUGGGGAUACAUUGGGCUGGACGACACAUGUUGGAAAUCAUAAUCCUCUGUAAAGUUCUGGAAUUCUUUGCAACUGCAGCACAGUCCAUUGUCACAGCAGACAACAUGUGGGAUUCUAUGUCUUGCAAAGACUGAUUGAAUGUGUUUAUUCACACAGUAAGCAGAUGCAUUGGGGAGCAGUGCCAUCUCUGGAUAGUUUGAGUAAUCUAUCAUGAGCUUAUAAUUCUUUCUAUCCAGGAGGAACAGAUCAGUCCCAACUUUCUGUCAUGGUUCAUCUGGUGGGUCUGUGAUAAUCAUGGGUUCCUUUGGCUGCUUAGCAUGAUGCUUUAAACAAGUCUCACAGGUUGACACUGUCCUGUCAAUUUCUGAAUUUAUUCCUGGUCAACAGAUAGCAGUUCUGGUCCUUUUUUUUUUUUUUUUUUACAUUUUUCUGCUCCAAGGUGUAGGCCUGUUACGAUAACUACUUUUGUUGGACGAUAUAUUUUCCCAGAAAUUAUUGUUAUAAACGAUAUUAUUGUCAUUUUAAGACCAUUUUAUACCACUGAUAUAAUGAUAAUAUAAUAGCAUAAUAAUGCAAGUACACCCUUUCAAAGAGCAAAGAACUUUUAAUUCUUAAGAAUAUUCAGACAUUGGAAUUGGAAUGUCAAAAAAAAAAAAAAAAAAAUUUUUUAAAUAUCCUAAAUAAAUAAAACAUAAAUAAAGUAAAACCACACAACCAAAACAAUAAAUAAAAUGGACUCUUGGGCUCCGUUAAUAAAAUUGCACUAAAUAUUAAACAUUUGGCACAGGGGUAUAGAGAAUCAUUCAUUCCUUAGCAGGCAAUAUACUGCCAAUCCAGUUUCUCAAUGGUUAGGAGCUUUGUUAACAAAAAGUGCAAAGUAACAACAUAUUAGCUAUAAGUUAGAUAUAAUUUAACAAGUAGAACAGGAUGGGAUGGUUAUGUUUUAGAUGAGCUUUUAGGUAGUUGUAUUGCCACUUUUCUUGCCACUGUUUUUAAACAAAGUAGACGUACUGGCUAAUUCACAUUAAUGGGCUCUCAUCUCUCAUUUGGCUUAAAGCCAAAAUGUUCCCACACCGGAGCUGUGGAAUGCGGCUUUGAAACCAAGCCCAUUUGGACUUAUUCUUCAAAAUUUCUGACCAGAAUUAUGCAGUCGUCAGGAAAAACACUUAAUAAAACACGUAUUAGCCUCGAGUAACAGGUUAUCUUCACCUGUUGCUGUCCACUCUGUGUGUGUGGAGAAGUUGCGUGAGCCCCGCCUCUAACACAGAUAGCAGGCGAGAGGACAGAAGCAGUGCGACUGGCUAAAAUGUUAGUGACAUCCAUUCUUUUUUUUUUUUUCUCCAUCAAUUUGGAAUGCCCAGUUCCCAAUGUGCUCUAAGUCCUUGUAGUGGCAUAGUGACUCACCUCAAUCUGGGUGGCGGAGGACGAAUCUCAGUUGACUCCGCGUCUGAGACGUCAAUCCGCAUAUCUUUUCAUGUGGCUUGUUGAGCGCAUUACUGUGGAGACAUAGCACGUGUGGAGGCUUCACACUAUUCUCCGCGGCAUCCAUGCAAAACUCACCACAUGCCCCACCAAGAGCGAGAACCGAAUUAUAGCGCCCUCAAAGAGGUUACCCCAUGUGACUCUACCCUCCCUAGCAUCUGAGCCAAUUUGGUUGCUUAGGAGACCUGGCUGGAGUCACUCAGCAUGUCCUGGAUUCGAACUCGCGACUCCAGGGCUUGUAGUCAGCGUCUUUACUCGCUGAGCUACCCAGGCCCCCAGUGACAUUCAUUGUUAUGUAAAUAAACACACAUGUAAACACAAUGGGCAAUAUCAAGGUCAGCAAAAAUGAUCGAGAUCAUGUCCAUACAUCGUACGAUAAGUCGAUAACGUAAUUAUCGUGACAGGCCUACCAAGGUGCCCCUCAUGCAGUUUUUUCAGCAUAUCCUGUUGCAGUGAUUGAGGGAUAUUAAUUCUGUUCUGCCUCAGUAGAAGUCCAUUGACAACACUUAAAUCUGCUCUUAUGUUGUAGUACUGCUGACAUAGCCCUCUAGGCCUAUCCUCAUUCAGAUGUGUGAUGACCAUUUGUAGACUUUUGUCUUGUGCUGUUUCAGCUGCAAUCUGCUUGGACUUCAUGUUUGUGACUGGAAGAGCUGCAGCAACCAUGUUCACAUGGAGAUUCACAUCAGCCUCAGUGGAGCUGUCAUUGUGUGCUUCACUCUGUUUUGUAGCCCUGGAUAGGGCAUCUGCCAGCACUUGUACUUGUGUAAUGUACUUUCCUGGUGUAUAAAUCAUUUUGCGAUCACAUCGAUGAAUUUUCAUCAUCAGCUGUUGAAUUCUUGGAGUCAUCGUUCUCGAGGCAUAUGUGAGUGGCGUCCAAUUCUCUCUCUAUCAGAUGAAGUGAUCAUUCUUAAGGCGUAUGCGACUGGCCUCCAAUUCUCUCCCUCCCCCUGUAGUAGUCAGUAUUCUUUGGGCACGUCUGUGGAUAUUUUAGUCUUUCUGGAAGGGUCAAAGAAUGUCAGAACAAGCUCUGUAGUCAGAAGAGUCUUCAGUCGUCCCCAUUCUUUUUCAUGGUUGUCAGUCCACUUGAACUCGCAUUGGUCACGCAACACCUCUCACAACACUUCUCUCCCUCUCAGAUGGAGUGAUCGUUCUUGAGGCGUAUACGACUGGCCUCCAAUUCUCUCCCUCUCAGAUGGAGUGAUCUUUCUCGUGGCGUAUGCAACUUGCCUCCGAUUCACUCCCUCUCAGAUGGAGUCAUCGUUCUUGAGGCAUAAGCGACAGGCCUCCAAUUCUCUCUCUAACAGAUGGAGUGAUCAUUCUUGAGGUGUGUGCGACUGGCCUCCGAUUCUCCCCCUCUCAGAUGGAGUCAUCGUUCUUGAGGUGUAUGCAACUGGCCUCCAAUUCUCUCCCUACUCCUGUAGUAGUACUGCACCCAAUCACUCUUUGGAUAUGUAUGUGGAUAUCUUAGUCUUUCUGGAUGGGUCAAAGAAUGUCAGAACAAGUUCUGUAGUCAGAAGAGUCUUCAGUCGUCCCCAUUCUUUUUCAUGGUUGUCAGUCCACUUGAAACUCACAUUGGUCACGCAACACCUCACAGGCAUACCGUUUUUGAAAUUUGGUACGAGCUUUCCGAUUAAAUGUAUCAUUCCCUUCACUCUCAGUAUAGCCUUUGUGUCUGUGGGUCUGGACAUUUUGAGUAUUGCUUGUAUCUUACUCUUGUCUGGUUCCCCCCUCUUUCAGACAGUUUAUUUCCAAGGAAUGUAAUUUCCUUCACUUCGAACUGACUCCUUAUUAAACUUCAGUCCAUAUUUUGGAACCCUCUGUAACACUUUAGUGAGCCUUUUAUUGCACUGAUAUAUUGUGCAUUGCCAUAGCACAAUAUCAUUCACAUAAACAUGCACUGCUUCUAUGGCUUCAAUGAUGUGCUCCAUGGCUCUGUGGAACACUUUAGGAAAUGAAGAAAUUAAGGGCAUCCUCAAGAAGGGAUAUCAGCCUAAAGUUGUGUUAAACAUACUGUUCUAUGAGCUAUCCUCGUUUAGUUUCAGCUGAAUUUCUUCUCUUGUUGGAAUCUGAUAAUGUUCCCUCUAGAAAUGUGCAUUUAAGUAUUUUGGGUCCACGCACACAAAGUAUACCAUUUGGUUUUUCACGCUCACCAUGGAAUUCACCCACUCUGUAGGAUUUUCCACUUUCUCUAUGACUCCCAAUGAUGUCAUUCUUUCUAGCUCUUGCUUCAGUUUGUCAUGAAGUAGUGCUGGAAACCUCCUGGGAGUGUGGACUACUGGCUGUGUGUCUUCUUUCAUCUGUAUCUUGUAGGUGAACACCAAUCCCUUUAAAGAUGUCAGGGAACUGCUUCAGUAUAUCAUCUACACUGCUCUAUGCCUUGGGUGGUAUUAAUUAUAUACACCCUUUUAACAAACCCAGGUCUUCACAAGCCUUUUAACCCAACACUGAGUAAUGGCCACCAGGAACUACUACAAACAGAAGGCAAAGUUCUCUGUUUUUCAUUUUUACUUUGUGAUGACAUUUCUUUUUUAUUUUAAUGUGCUGCUCAUUGUAGGCUUUGAGCAGGACAGUUCUUUGAUUAAUAUGUGGCUUUAUUUUCAUUGCUUCAAGCUCACAGAUCAAAUUGGCUUUUUGUCCAGCUUGAGUGAGAUUAUUGCUGCAUUCAUUUGUAGAGCUGCCAUCUACUUGUUCUGUGCAACACUAUUUACAUUAGACCAUUCAGUCUUACCUUGAUUGAACUCCUUUUGAUCUUUGUGCUCUCAUUGAAUGUCUUGGCAUGCUGAAGAGCCAACUCACUGGCGUGGAAUAUCCUCACCUCUUCAGUUAAGGUAAGCUCUGUCUCUCACAGUAACCUCUCCCUCACUUUCUAUGUCAUAGAUUCAAAACACGAUUUGGUCUCAGACCAUGGAUUCAAAAGUUGAAUGUUCUAGCUUUCAGCUUUAAGUCCAUUAAGAAACUGUCAAAAGACUCUCCCUGUUGCUGCCAGCUAGAAUGAAAAACAUACCUCUCGAAGGUCUUGUUCUAUUUUGGCAAACAGUGUGCAUCAAACUUUUCAAUUACCACUUCAUAUUUAUCCUUGUCUUCUGUUUGGUCAGAUACGAAUGUGUUAAACACCUCUAUUGCCUGCGAUCCUGCGACAGUGAGUUGCAAUGCUAUCUUCUGUGCUUCUGACUGAAGUCCAACUGCUCACAGAUACAUCGUGAAUCGCUGUUUAAAUGUUCGCCACUCACAGUCAAUAUUACCAGUCCAGUUCACACUGUCAGGCGGUUUUACACUUUCCAUGAUGGCAAUUAGUGAUCAUUACCACUCCUGAUAGCACAUACUUUUUCUUGGAAUUAUAAAGAAAACAGUUUUAAUUCACUUGUGUUUUUAUUCCAAUUUAGGUCUCCACAUGACAACUGACAACCACUCUUCUUUGUCUGUCUAGAGUACCUCCAGCUUAUUGCAAUCACAAACCACACCUUCAUUGAAGCCCCUCCCACAGCAAUUCACCAGUUACACACCUGUUCAAAUGCUGGCACUGUUCCGGCAGAGCUCUGCCUGACAUACUAUUGUAAAGAUGGAUUGUAUUGAAGAGGAGAGCGAGCACAUGAAUGAUCCAGAACCAUGUGGAAUGACAAAUGAAGAUACUGAGGAACAAAGGGAGCUGAUGGAAGUGAAAGAGGAAAGUCAAGAACUGAAUGAAUUGGAGGAGAAAGAUCAGUAUCAGAAGCCUCAUACUAGCUCACAGACUGAAAAGGAUCAAUUGCGAAAAAGAACUGGAGGCCAAAAAAAAUUUUCCUGCCUUGAGUGUGGAAAGAGUUUUACAAAUAAAUCACAUUUUAAUAAUCAUGUGAGAAUUCACUCUGGAGAGAAGCCUUUCACAUGCACUCAGUGUGGAAUGAGUUUCACCGAUAAAGGAAACCUUAACUGCCACAUGAGAAUUCAUACAGGAGAGAGGCCUUUCACAUGCACUCAGUGUGGAAAGAGUUUCAGACAUUCAAGCAAUCUCACAAUUCAUCUGCGUUCUCACUCUGGAUUUAAGCCCUUUAACUGUGAUAAGUGUGGCAAAAAAUUUACAUUGGCAACAAAUCUAAAGAUGCACCUGAAAACUCAUGCAAAUGAAAAGCCUUACCUGUGUUCUAUUUGUGGAAAAUGUUUUUCACAACUGAACAAUUUUAAAGAUCACCAGGUAUCACAUACUGGUGUGAAAGCUCAUGUUUGCUCAGAGUGUGGUAAAGCCUUUACGAGAGUCGGUGAAUUAAAAAGGCACCAAAGAACCCAUGAUGGAGAAAAACCUUACAAUUGUUCACAUUGUGGAAAGAGUUUUGCUCAGUCAGGGCAAAUGAAAUCACAUGAAAGAAUCCAUACUGGAGAAAAACCUUACAAGUGUUCCCAUUGUGAAAAGAGUUUCGCUCGCUCAGGAAUCCUGAAAGCACAUGAGCGAGUGCAUACUGGAGAGAAACCAUUCCACUGCACUUCAUGUGGGAAGAGUUUUGCCCAAUCCAUUAAUCUACAAACUCAUGUUAAAAAGCAUUGUAAAAUGUUAACACAGUGCAACACACUCUCAUAAUGAUUUGUCCCUAUAGCAAAUUUUGUCUGCGCCACAAAAACCUCCCUCUGAUGCUGGACUCAAUUAUUUUUAAAUUUCAAAUGACUAUUUCAAUACUACAUUUUAAAAUAAAAUGAAUUGAAAAUUUGUCAUCAUUUA
Messenger RNA from Myxocyprinus asiaticus (Chinese sucker), 6379 nucleotides. Its product is annotated as oocyte zinc finger protein XlCOF26-like. Lineage: Eukaryota; Metazoa; Chordata; Actinopteri; Cypriniformes; Catostomidae. The coding region runs from base 5249 to 6241 and encodes 330 amino acids. The record is from RefSeq and is a predicted model, not a curated record. Gene Ontology annotation, cellular component: nucleus. The transcript is spliced from 3 exons.